Priceomyces carsonii is the source of this 2007-nucleotide messenger RNA. RefSeq names its product Kar9p (gene KAR9). Bases 1 to 2007 code for a protein of 668 amino acids. Gene Ontology annotation, cellular component: spindle pole body; mating projection tip; cell cortex. NCBI's taxonomy places the organism in Eukaryota, Fungi, Ascomycota, Pichiomycetes, Serinales, Debaryomycetaceae. The transcript has a single exon. Gene Ontology annotation, biological process: nuclear migration along microtubule; establishment of spindle localization; mitotic spindle orientation checkpoint signaling. The record is from RefSeq and is a predicted model, not a curated record.
AUGACUUGUACUCAAAGAGACUUGCUGCUAAAAGAUAUACUAAACUCGAUACUCAAGUUCCAUUAUUUUGAUGAGAUAGUAGAAAUUUCAGAAAAGGAUCUAAUUUCGCAUCAUGAUGCCCUUAAAUUGAACAAAAUAGUUGAUUAUUUGGUUGAGUAUGUGAGAGGGUUGCUCGAGGUUUUUGAUGAUAUCAAGACUCGUGAUAAAGAAGAGGAUUUAGAAUGGUAUUACCAAGGUAGAAUAGAAGUGUAUGAGAUUGGACAAAACCUAGACAGUAUAGAUUCUAUCUUAUCUCAAAUAGUGGGUGUGAUUGACAAAAACAUCAACCAGAGCCAUGUCGACCAGAUUUUGUCGAAAUGUGAGGAUAUUAGUGAUUUACUUCUUAAUGCUAAAGCCUGUGCAAUCAUGUGUAAGAAGAAAGCUAAUGCAUCUGUCAAUUUUAAGGAAUUGAAAGAAAACACAAUUCAAUCCUUAGACAAAGAAUUAGAUGAUUGUUUGAAAGAACUUGAAAGUCUCUAUGAAAGAAAGCUUUCUAGUCCUAGAAAGUACCUUACAAAGUUUAAUUUACAAGAAAUAAUGACGAAAAUGAGAAUAAAUGAUCUUUCGCUCGGAAAUCAAUUACUGUUAGAAACAAUAAGGUUGCCAACGUUUAAUGAAUUUGAUGAAUCCCUUUAUAAUGAUUAUAUGACUUUAAAAAUGAGAAUUGGCCCUCUCGAAAUGUCCCUAGUGUAUUUGCAGAUGAGAAUAGAUGAAUUUAAAGCUGCGUUUGGAUUACAGUUCCUUGGAGCCACUGAAAAUAUAUUAAUCGGAUACAACGAGGUUCUCAAGAAGUGGGACUUUUUUCUUUUGGAAUUAUCCAAGGUCAAAAAGGUGACAUUAGACUGUAAGUGGGUCGAAAUAUUUUCUUAUUUGAUCGACGAAAUAACAAGUAAUUGUGACAGCUUAUUAAAGCAAUUAAAGACUGAUCUGAAUGUUACCGAUGAUAUUGGUAGGGCCUACAAGCUUUGUUCUAAUUCGAUAACAUUAAUCACAAAGGCUUUUAAUGAAAAAAUUGUUUAUGAUAACGAUUUGUUUGUUCGAUUCAAUGAGAGCUUGUUGCAAAUUUGGAAUGAAUUAAAUGAUAUUCUAACAAAUUCAACUCAGGCUCCAGCUUCGAUUGGUGGUGCUGCAACGUCGGUCUCAGUUGGUUUAAAAUCAUUCCAGAUUGUUAAGAAGGUUAGUGACUUGGCAAUCAAAGACUCUAUGUCAAACGGAUGCGGAUUCGAUCUACGACUUGGGGUAGAGACCACCAAAGUGCCCUUCAGUAUUGAGAAGAGAAAUAGAAUUAGGGAUGUAUUCGAUGAAGAUCCAACUCUUAAGGGUAAAUCACUUAAGAAUGCAUUCGCAAACUUCACACUUGGGAAUGAAAGAGAAGAUGAUGAACUCACUUUAGUUAAUAAAACUCCGAACCUCCAGCAUGAAUCUACAAUAGAUACGAGACUAAAAGAUAAAAUUUUCGAUUCUAAUGAGUUCUUGAACAGCCUUACCGAAAACAAAUUAGGUAUUCCUUCUGAGAUUCCAAUUAUUGCGGCUGAUUACUUCGAUCGCAGAUUACCAAGUAUCAAGAAAAUGGACAGUUCAAAUCUAUGUAAAAUACCUACGAUAUGUCCAAGUCACCGCAUCUUUCAAUCACCUGUACGAAUGUCUCGUGAACCUUUGGCAGUGACAAAGCAGUCAACUCAAAGGGCUUCGAUUGGAUUGACGUACUCGGAAACUGACAUAUUUCGCCGACCUUUAUCUAGAAACACAUCUCCGAAUAGGUAUCCUUCGAGGGAUAGUUCGCGCUCAGGUUCAUCAUUAGGAGGGACUUUUACUCCUGACUUAUCCUAUAAACCAAUACAGACUAAGCUGAGAACCCCAUCAUUUAAUUCAACUUCUCCAGAGCGACCCCCUUCCUCAAUCGGUUCAAGGUUCGACGAGGAACACUUAGUUCAACCCUUAAAGCCCAUCAAACCUACCUGGAAGUGA